AUGGGUAAGGGUACUCCUUCAUUCGGUAAGCGUCACAACAAGUCCCACACUUUGUGUAACAGAUGUGGUCGUCGUUCUUUCCACGUCCAAAAGAAGACCUGUUCUGCCUGUGGUUAUCCAGCUGCUAAGACUAGAUCUUACAACUGGGGUGCUAAGGCUAAGAGAAGACACACCACUGGUACCGGUAGAAUGAGAUACUUGAAGAACGUCUCUAGAAGAUUCAAGAACGGUUUCCAAUCUGGUGUUGCUGCUAAGGCUUCUGCUUAA
Messenger RNA from Vanderwaltozyma polyspora DSM 70294, 267 nucleotides. Its product is annotated as 60S ribosomal protein eL37. Gene Ontology annotation, molecular function: structural constituent of ribosome; RNA binding. NCBI's taxonomy places the organism in Eukaryota, Fungi, Ascomycota, Saccharomycetes, Saccharomycetales, Saccharomycetaceae. Bases 1 to 267 code for a protein of 88 amino acids. Gene Ontology annotation, cellular component: ribosome; cytosolic large ribosomal subunit. The transcript is spliced from 2 exons. The record is from RefSeq and is a predicted model, not a curated record. Gene Ontology annotation, biological process: translation.